UCAACAAUUAAUAUUAAAUCGGACAGUUCACAUUAAAGAUUCAGUUUUACACCGUAAUGUAAUAUCAUCUGCCGAUUUAAAAUUGGCCAACUCUAAUUAGUUUGGGAUCCUCAAAUUGAUCUGAAUUAUAGGUUGUCAAAACUACAUGCAAUCAGAAAAGAUCCGUCCGUCGUAGCGAAGCCGAAGCUUAACACAUAAUCUAGGUAGAUGCCCAAGUCAUUCUCAGACACAGCAACCACUAUUCAGUAACACAGUCAGCUACCAUCUCUACCCCUCUUUCCCAUACUCUCUCUCUCUUGUGACAUUUCACAUAUUUUUGCCACUAUAACUAACAUUAAAAUCGUCUCAAUCACACAACAUACAGUUACAAGUUAUUACAAACUUUAUUCUAAAAAAAUUCAUUCAUUCAUUCAUUUAUAUUCAUUCAUUUCUAAGUCAUUUCAUUCACCAAUCAUAACCACCAAACCAGGUGGUGGCUCAUCUAAGCCAACAUCAUAUGUGGUGAAGUUCAACCACUUCACACCUCUCCGACAACAACAUGGGUCAAAACCUUAGUUGCAGAGGUAACAAUGAUCAUGGUCUCUUCACUGCUGUACAACAAGGUAAUUUUGAAAUUGUCACAACUCUGUUACAACAAGACCCUUCACUUUUUCAUCAAACAACUCUCUAUGAUCGUUAUUCACCUCUUCAUAUUGCUGCUGUUAAUGGCCAGAUCGAGAUUCUUUCAAGGCUUUUACAUGGAUCUGUUAAUCCAGAUAUUUUAAAUCGACAAAAACAGACUCCUCUUAUGUUGGCUGCAAUGCAUGGAAGGAUUGCUUGUGUGGAGAAGCUUCUUGAAGCUGGUGCUAAUGUUUUGAUGUUUGAUACGGUUAAUGGAAGAACUUGUUUACACUAUGCUGCUUAUUAUGGCCAUUUUUCUUGCCUUAAAGCUAUUCUUUCUUCUGCUCAAUCUAGUCAUGUGGCUGCUUCUUGGGGAUUUGUUCGGUUUGUGAAUGUUAGAGACGGAAAGGGUGCGACGCCUUUGCACUUAGCAGCUCGUCAAAGACGGGCGGAAUGUGUACAUGUUCUAUUAGACAGUGGAGCUCUUGUUUGUGCUUCAACUGGUAGAUAUGGCUAUCCUGGUAGCACUCCCCUUCAUCUAGCUGCUAGAGGAGGAUCUCUUGAUUGCAUCCGCGAAUUGUUGGCAUGGGGUGCGGAUCGUCUUCAGCGUGAUUCAUCCGGGCGGAUACCAUAUACGGUUGCUAUGAAACACAGACAUGGAUCAUGUGCGUCGUUACUAAAUCCUACAUCUGCUGAGCCUCUUGUUUGGCCAUCUCCACUGAAGUUCAUCAGUGAACUUAAUCCGGAUGCCAAAGCCUUGUUAGAACAAGCUUUGAUGGAUGCAAACAAGGAAAGGGAGCAAAAUACAUUGAAGGGGAAGGUUUACUCUCUUCCAUCUCCAUCACAGUCUAAUUGUGUAGAUGACAACAUCUCCGAGAUUAGUGAGUCAGAAUUAUGCUGCAUCUGCUUUGAGCAAGUAUGCACAAUUGAAGUUCAGAAUUGUGGUCACCAAAUGUGUGCACAAUGCACAUUAGCCCUUUGUUGUUACAACAAACCGAACCCGACAACUGCUUCUAUUACUCCACCAGUCUGUCCAUUUUGUCGAAGCAACAUAUCUAGACUUAUGGUUAUCAUGAAAAUAGAAAAUCACGACGAAUCUGAUCAAGACAAUGUUGACAUCAAUUCUUCAAAGGUAAACAAGUCGAGGAAACUCCGAAACUUAAACGACGGUGGUAGUAGCAGCUUCAAAGGAUUAUCUAGCGUUUCAUUCGGAAAGUUGGGUGGCCGAAGUUCCGGAAGAGUUGCUGAUGAGUGGAUUGAUAAACAGUAAUCAAUGUGAUAGUUUCCACUGCUUGUAGGAUAAUCAAAAUUAAAACCAAAGUAUCAAAUUAAUGAUACCAUAUUGGUUUAGGCACGGUAACUAAGUGAGUGCUUAACCAACAAGGUAAAAUGAAAGUGAAAAAGUGAAGGAAUAAAAUGUAAAAGAAUUUUGGGCAAUAAGCAAAGUGAAUUAAGGUGAAGAAGUUCAAGGUAGGUACCAAAUGUUGUUGGAGAAAAAGAGGAAGCUAUGUCAUGUUGAUGUAGUAAGUGUUAUUAUUAAUCGAUUAGUAAUAUUUAUAGUAAUAAUAAUACCAUCUCCGAUCUUAAAUAUAAGAAAAAUUUAGAUCAAUAAAAAUUGAUGUAUCUGGUUUAAAUUUUGAAUCAGAUAUAUCAGUUUUUGUUACUCAAUUUUUCUCUUAUAUUUAGAAUAAGAGAGAAUAUUAUUAUAAAAAAAAGUAAAAGUGAGUAUAUGAUUUGUCUUGAAAAGUGUAAGUUUAUGUUAUGGGAAAAUGUAUUUGCUUAUUUCAUUGCA
Messenger RNA from Trifolium pratense (red clover), 2392 nucleotides. Its product is annotated as putative E3 ubiquitin-protein ligase XBAT31. The record is from RefSeq and is a predicted model, not a curated record. The transcript is spliced from 8 exons. Gene Ontology annotation, molecular function: protein binding. NCBI's taxonomy places the organism in Eukaryota, Viridiplantae, Streptophyta, Magnoliopsida, Fabales, Fabaceae. Bases 539 to 1870 code for a protein of 443 amino acids.